This is a messenger RNA of Odocoileus virginianus texanus, 3561 nucleotides long. NCBI's taxonomy places the organism in Eukaryota, Metazoa, Chordata, Mammalia, Artiodactyla, Cervidae. The record is from RefSeq and is a predicted model, not a curated record.
AGUGAUUUCUUGAGAUAAAAUCUACUCCUGGCAUAGAUUUGCUGUGAGGAUUAUUGAAAAGACAGCAAAAGAUUUAGAACACUAUACAAAUUUGGUUGAUAAAGCAGUGACAGGAUUUGAGAGAACUGAAGUUCUACUGUGAAGAAAAUGGUAUCAAAUAGCAUUUCCUUCUCCAGAGAAAUCAUUCAUGAAUGGAAGCGUAAAUUGAUGGUUUGAUGUGGCUGACUUCAUUGUCUUAUUUUAAGAAAUGAUCACAGUCACUCCAGCCUUCAGAUAACUACCACCCUGACCAGUAAGCAGUCAUCAAUAUCAAGGCAAGAACCUCCCUCCACCAGCCAAAAAGAUUACAGGUUCAGAUGAGCCUUCAGGAUAAUUCCUUCAGCAGCACCGCUGUAACAGAGUGUGACGAAGACACAGUCUCUCUGCAUGAAGAUCAGACUGAUUUCUCCAGUCUCAGAGAUGAAGACAAUAAAGAAAAUUACCCCGACGCCAGGCCUCCGCUAGAGGAGCCCGCGCCGCCGCCCAGUGAGGCGCAGCAUGUAGGGCAGCCCCCGCGGCUGGACCUGCUGCACUCCACCAUGGGCAACUUCAAGUCGCGGAAACCCAAGUCCAUCUUCAAGGCGGAGAACGGGAGGAGCCACGCAGAGAGUCAGGAGACAGAGCAUGUGGUAUCCAGCCAGUCGGAGUGUCAAGGGAGACCAGGAACAGCAGCUCAGAAGAGUACACACAACCCCACCUCCAGGUGCCAGGAAACUGCGCGAGUUCAACCAAGAAUAGAACAAAGGGCUGCCGUUUGGUCAAAGGAAGAAACUCAGCAGGACUUCCAUGAGGAAGAAGCUGCGCAGGUGCACGGAGUCAAGGACCCAGCCCCAGUGUCCUCCCAGAGUGUACCUGCUGAAGGGGCAGGGGCCACAGAGCCUGCGCCCGUGCACAGAGAUGGGCAGAAUGAAGCGGACAGCGCGCCAGAAGACGUGCUCUCUGUUGAGACUAGCAGGCUGCUCUGUCACAUCACCGACGGCGACAACCCACUACUGUCACCACGAUGCUCCAUCUUCAGCCAAAGCCAGAGAUUCAACCUAGACCCUGAAUCAGCCCCUUCUCCACCCAGCACUCAGCAGUUUAUGAUGCUCCGCACUUCUUCCCGGUGCAGCUGUGGUGAUGGCAAGGAGCCGCAGACCAUUACCCAGCUCACCAAGCACAUCCAGAGCCUCAAGCGGAAAAUUAGGAAAUUUGAAGAAAAAUUUGAACAAGAAAAGAAGUACCGGCCUUCCCAUGGUGACAAGACAUCUAAUCCUGAAGUCCUGAAAUGGAUGAAUGAUUUGGCUAAAGGUCGUAAACAGCUCAAAGAACUAAAGCUGAAGCUGUCGGAAGAGCAAGGGAGUGCUCCCAAAGGCCCACCUAGAACCCCGCCCUGUGAGCAGCCCACAGUCCCCAGAGAGAAUGGGAAGCCGGAGGCCGUGGGCCCUGAGCCGAGCUCCUCUGGAGAGGAGACUCCAGAUGCUGUGCUGAGCUGCCUGAAGGAGAAGAGAGAGCAGCUUCCUUCCCAGGAAGAUCCUAAGGUAACGAAGCAAGACAAGAACCUCAUAAAGCCUCUUUAUGACCGAUAUAGAAUUAUCAAGCAAAUCUUGUCCACACCUUCCCUUAUUCCAACAAUUCAGGAGGAAGAAGACUCUGAUGAAGACUGUCCACAGGGAAGUCAGCAGCCUUCUUUGCCAAAUCCAGCAUCUCACUCUCCUACUGGCGAUCACCUCGCACACUCUAAUGAGACUGAGCCUGUGAGGCUCCUGCUCCCUGACGAAAAGAAGGAAGUCAAACCGCCAGCACUCUCCAUGUCCAAUUUACACGAGGCCACCAUGCCUGUACUUCUUGACCAUCUCCGAGAAACUAGGGCUGAUAAGAAGAGACUCCGGAAAGCCUUGAGAGAAUUUGAGGAACAGUUUUUUAAACAAACAGGAAGAAGUCCACAAAAGGAGGAUCGGAUACCAAUGGCAGAUGAGUACCAUGAAUACAAGCAUAUAAAAGCCAAACUGAGACUACUAGAGGUCCUCAUCAGCAAGCAAGAUGUGGCCAAAACUAUUUGAGGUUCAGGAAAUGUUUGUGAUCACUUUCACCUGCAAUAAGGCAAGUUUAUUUUCCUCUGCCGUUCUUGCUAAGUAGUAUGACAACUGAAAACUGAAGCACUUUAGUGGUAGUAUUGGCUGCUGUUAAGAAUGGAUGGCAAGUGUAAUUAUAAAUGCGUAGAUGGGAUUAAAAUUGGAGAAAAUACAGUAAGUAACAUAUAAUUGGAAAAUAAAAUUCAGCCUUCUCCAUGCCAAGGAGAAAAUGCAGAGUCAGUAUAAUUACUUCAGAAAACAUCUGAAGUAAUGUUCAGAUGGACAAAACAUCCACCUGUUAAAGGGACCACUGGUUAGAGAAAGUCUACUUAAUAUCCAAAGACUGCUUAUACUGACAUAUGAAAAAGAGCAUGAUUUUUAAAAAUCAAUAAGAACAAAAGAAACUCAUUUUACAUAAAAAGGGAUACAGUUAGUAAGAAUGUAAUUUAUUUGAAACUUCUAAUAGAUUUUUAAGUGAUAAAAAAUCUACUUCCUUGUCCCUUAAGACUGCUAGGCUUUCAGCACCCUAAAAUAUACUAGAAUGUGUCACUGCUAAUUUUUUAUUUCUAUAUAAAAAUAGCACAUUAUCUGUUCCUUAAAAUUUUACAUUUCUGAUUACCAAAGUUCAUUCUGAUAGCAUGUACUUUGUGAAUUAUCUUUGUUUAUAACUGACAGAUGUUUAUAUUAAAAUAAAAUACUGUAUUAAAAUUUGAAAAUAGGUAUUUUGGAUAGAUGUGUCUGUAGCAUAUAAUCUAAUGUGAUCACAGUUAUAAUAGCUAAUCUUUUUGUUUACUGUAAGAUUAUAUAAACUAUUUUUCCAUUGGGAAUAUAUGUUUUUCUUAAUGUUCCAAGGUCUAUAUUUUGUAAAGUCAAAAAUUUUCCCCAUGAACUAUAUAGUUGUUCCUCAUUCUGCGUAAAAUGAAAGGUUUAGAAAAUGUUUGCUAUAACACCUUGGAAAAGAAGCCGGAAUAUUUUAUUUGCGUCAUUAACUUCAGUGUAUAUUGUUUUGUUAUUUUGUAUUAAACCACGUUUAUUAUUUUGCUUUUGUAAAAAUAAGUAAAAGGUCCACAUUUUCUUUCUCAUACCAGCCAUGUUUGUAGUUCUCUUUUCUGUAAUGUUUAAGCACAAUGGUGAACAAAUUCACAUUUUCAUGUAAUUUGGAUGGGAUUAAUAUUGACUAUUUCUGAAGCACAUGGUUUCAGAGGCUUAUUGUUUUCUUUAUAUUUACCUAUGUUUACCUGAUAUUUUAUAACCUUUAUGAAUCAGAAUAAUGUCCUUCACAAAUUUAAUUAAAGUUAUGUACUUGUAACAGGACAGAUACACAACUAUUUGAGGUUUACAAACUACGUCUUUGAUAAGGGAAAUGGUUUCGUGACAUGUAUACAAUUGCUAUUAAGAUGUAACUCUAUAUAUUCUAUGAGAUUGUAAAUAUUUUAUACAACAAUACAAAUAAAAUAUUUUUCUAUUA